AUGAAGCAUCUUGUGAUUUCUGGGCCUACUCCGGCGGCCCCGCACCUCGCGCUCCCGCCCCAGCCCCACCAAGCGCUGCAGGCAUACCCGGCCCGCCCUGCCACGCCCCCCGCCCUGCUCGCCUCGGCGCAGGACGACGGCGGCGCGGUCCACUGCCGCUUCUGCGGCAAGGCCUUUCACGGCAGAUAUGCCAAGUACAACCUCAAGCGCCACCUCAUGAUCCAUCGUGGCGAGAAGCCCUUCGUGUGCCCGUAUUGCCCGCACCGCGCGAACCAGAAGGGCAACCUCAAGUACCACAUUUUGUCGGUGCACCCUGGGCGGGCCGCCGCGCAAGGGACCCCCGCCGACCAGGCCGACCUCGGCCCCAAGCACGAGAAUUUCGCUUCCAAGUGGAGAGCAAGUGGGCUGUGUGGAUGCUGUGUGCAGCCGCCGCUGUGUUGGAGACGGGCACUUAGCACUGUGUCGUUGCAGGGGUCAGGAGGGGUGAGCAGCGGCGAUGAUAGCCAGGCCGCCCACGCCGCCCCCUUGUGCCAGGCGUGCGGCCGAUACUUCACCUGCCGCGCCUCCCUCCGCCGCCACCUGUGGAUCCACACGGGGGUCAAGCCGCACGCGUGCCUCCACUGCUCCUUCUCCUGCAACCGCAGGAGCAACCUGGAGCGCCACGUCAAGCGACACCACAGCUCCUCGGUGUCCGACGGAGCCGCCGACGGCACCGAGCCCAGCCUGCGCUCGUCCACCGCGGCGCUGUAG
This is a messenger RNA of Penaeus indicus, 750 nucleotides long. RefSeq names its product zinc finger protein 257-like. NCBI's taxonomy places the organism in Eukaryota, Metazoa, Arthropoda, Malacostraca, Decapoda, Penaeidae. The transcript is spliced from 3 exons. Gene Ontology annotation, cellular component: chromosome. Gene Ontology annotation, molecular function: chromatin insulator sequence binding. Gene Ontology annotation, biological process: regulation of transcription by RNA polymerase II. The coding region runs from base 1 to 750 and encodes 249 amino acids. The record is from RefSeq and is a predicted model, not a curated record.